UAACGUGGCUAUACGUCAGAGCUGCGCGUCUGCGUUCCUCCUUUCUCUCGUCCUGAAGAUGGCGGCAGGGACUCUCUACACAUAUCCAGAGAACUGGAGGGCCUUUAAGGCUCAGAUUGCGGCCCAGUACAGUGGAGCUCGUCUGAAGGUUGCGAGCACCCCCCCUGCUUUCAGCUUUGGGCAGACGAACCGAUCCCCUGCCUUCCUCAGCAACUUUCCCUUGGGCAAGGUUCCUGCUUACCAGGGUGAUGAUGGCUUCUGUCUGUUUGAGAGCAAUGCCAUUGCUCACUACUUGAGCAAUGAUGCCCUUCGUGGCAGCACUCCCCAGGCUGCUGCCCAGGUGCUGCAGUGGGUCAGCUUUGCCGACUCAGAGAUCAUCCCUCCAGCUAGUGCCUGGGUGUUCCCUACCUUGGGUAUCAUGCAGUUUAACAAACAGGCCACAGAACAGGCGAAGGAAGAGGUGAAGCGAGUCCUUGCCGUCUUGAAUCAGCACUUAAACACUCGCACUUUCCUGGUUGGAGAGAGAGUCAGUCUGGCAGACAUCACUGUUGUCUGCUCUCUGCUGUGGCUUUACAAACAGGUUCUUGAGCCCUCUUUCCGUCAGCCCUACCCCAAUGUUACUCGCUGGUUUGUGACCUGUGUCAACCAACCUCAGUUUAAGGCUGUUUUAGGAGAGGUCAAACUCUGUGAGAAAAUGGCGCAGUUUGAUGCCAAGAAGUUUGCAGAGAUGCAGCCCAAAAAAGAAGCUCCAGCUAAGAAAGAAAAGGCCGGUAAGGAAGGAGGCAAGCAGCAGCAACCACAGCAGCAGGAGAAAAAAGAAAAGAAAAAGGAGGAAAAGAAGCCUGCACCUGCUGCCGAGGAGGAGAUGGAUGAAUGUGAGGCUGCGCUGGCUGCCGAGCCAAAAACAAAGGACCCGUUUGCUCACCUUCCAAAGAGCUCUUUUGUCAUGGAUGAGUUUAAGAGAAAAUACUCCAAUGAGGACACCCUGUCCGUGGCGUUGCCUUAUUUCUGGGAUAACUUUGAUCGUGAGGGCUUCUCAAUCUGGUAUUCUGAGUACAAAUUCCCUGAAGAGCUCACCAUGGCCUUCAUGAGCUGUAAUCUUAUCACAGGAAUGUUCCAACGUCUCGACAAGCUGCGUAAGAACGCCUUCGCCAGCGUCAUCCUCUUUGGCGCAAACAACGACAGCUGUAUCUCCGGUAUCUGGGUCUUCAGGGGUCAGGAGCUUGCGUUUACUCUGAGUGAUGACUGGCAAAUCGACUAUGAGUCAUACAGUUGGCGCAAGUUGGAUGUUGACAGUGAUGAGUGCAAGACCAUGGUGAAGGAGUACUUUGCAUGGGAGGGCGACUUUAAACAUGUAGGCAAACCUUUCAACCAGGGCAAGAUUUUCAAAUGAGAUCCGAUCUUGUGCCCAGUAUUUAUCAACAGCAGAAUCAAUGGACAUGAACCCAGUUUGAGAAUCUCAUGUACAAGGUUGUACUGUGAUGAAUGGAAGAUUUCAGUUGAGAAAAAUAAAAAAUGUUUUCCACAACCCCA
Messenger RNA from Paramisgurnus dabryanus, 1533 nucleotides. The record is from RefSeq and is a predicted model, not a curated record. NCBI's taxonomy places the organism in Eukaryota, Metazoa, Chordata, Actinopteri, Cypriniformes, Cobitidae.